UACAUUAAUAAAUAAAUGGUUCGUGUGCUAGCUCACUCUAGUUACUCCUCACCAGCUUCAGUGAGAAGAAAAGAAAAGGACGAAGCCAUGCGUUUUUGCCCGUGCUUUGGAUCCGACGAGGCCAAGGCGAUCGCCGAUCGCGACCCGGUUCUGCUAGUUUCGGGCAUGGGCGGCUCCAUUGUGAAUUCCAAGCCCAAGACAUUCGGGUUCACAACCCGGGUUUGGGUCAGGCUUCUGCUCGCUGAUUUGGAGUUCCGGAAGAAGAUUUGGUCCCAUUACAAUCCCAAAACAGGCUACUGUGAAACGUUGGACAAGAAGUCUGAGCUUGUGGUCCCUGACGAUGAUCAUGGCCUCUAUGCGAUCGAUAUUUUGGAUCCAUCGUGGUUUACGAAGUGUGUGCAUUUGACAGAGGUGUAUCAUUUUCACGACAUGAUUGAAAUGCUUGUUGGAUGCGGUUACGAGAAGGGAACCACGCUGUUUGGGUUCGGAUAUGAUUUCCGCCAAAGCAAUAGGAUUGACAAGUCAAUGGAAGGUCUUAAACAUAAGUUGGAGACUGCUCACAAAGCUUCUGGUGGAAGAAAAGUCAAUUUAAUUUCUCAUUCCAUGGGAGGAAUUAUGAUCUCGUGUUUCAUGUCGCUUCACAGAGAUGUGUUUACGAAAUAUGUGAAUAAGUGGAUUUGCUUGGCUUGCCCUUUCCAAGGAGCCCCAGGGUGCAUCAAUGAUUCUUUAUUAACUGGAUUAGAGUUUGUUGAUGGCUUUCAAAGCUACUUUUUUGUGAAAAGGUGGACUAUGCAUCAAUUGCUAGUGGAGUGUCCAUCAGUCUAUGAAAUGUUGGCAAAUCCAUCUUAUGAGUGGAAAAAGCAGCCAGAAAUUCUAGUCUGGCGAAAGCAUACAAAGGACGGGGACAAUAACACCAAUUUGGAAUCUUAUGGACCAACCCAGAGCAUAUCUUUAUUUGAAGAAGCACUGCGGAAUAAUGAGCUAAGUUAUAAUGGGAAAACAAUACGGCUUCCCUUUAACUUUGACAUCCUUGACUGGGCUAUUAAAACACGACAACUUAUCGCAAAUGCUAAAUUGCCAGAUGGAGUCAGCUUCUAUAACAUUUACGGGACAUCGUUGGACACACCUUUUGAUGUUUGUUAUGGUUCGGAAGAUUCUCCAAUUGAGGACUUAUCCGAAAUUUGCCACACAAUGCUAAUACAAUACUUAAGCGACCAACAUGUCUUCGCUUAAGCAAGCAGAAACCAUGCUUUAAGCGAAAGUCUCUCUUUAUAUCUUCUCGGCAAAUUGAUUGAGUUCGUUUAAGUGAGAAGACCCUUGCUCUAAGUGAAUUUUCUAAUGUUGUUAAAUCAACGAACCAUCGAAGUUGCUCCAUUUACCAACAUAGAUAAAAUAAACUCUAAAAAAAUAUUUUUUAAACAAUAAAAGUCGAAAAGCUUAAAAUAUAUGUUCUAUGAUUAUUGUUAAAAAUAUGAUUGUCAAUGGAAAGUUGAAUGAUCUAUGAUCUAUUUUCUUCGUUUCUGUUUGUUAGAAAUGAUAUGAGAAACAAGACAAUUUGUUUUUAAUUGACUAAACAAUUGGGAAAAUCUCCCUAGAAAGCAAUAUACUGGCUCUAGAUGUUUUGAGAAGUCUAGAGCCACUCCUUAUUCUACUCGAUCAUUCCCCUAAAGUUCCUAACUUGCAGAACUUAAAGGGUCUGCACACCUCCCAGUACCCAAAGUCUUUAGUUCUCUAAGUUUUGACCAGAGAUCUCUCUCUUCUCCACUAUUAUUUAUAGGUAACAUUCCUUAUUUCUUCAACCAGAUAUCCUAACUAAUUAACUAACUAAAGGGUAUCCCUCAUCACUCCACCCAUUAGCCAAGCAAUUUGUUGAUGCUGAAAUAGAGUCCCGUUGGUGUUCCAACUGAUUGAAGCAUGGUGACCAAGCUAACCAGAUUUCCGCAACCCAAAAUAAAUUUCAAUUGUCCUGUGUCAGAAACAAAUGUGAUAGUGUCUCCGUCCAUUAAUCUAUAUUUCUGUUUCCUGAGGUGUUUUUGGCUAUGAAACACAGUGUUUCACGUUGCAGCUGAAGGUUUUCAAGGUUGUCCACCGUACUCUGCUGGGUCUUGCCCAUGAGGAGACAUGUGGACAAUUAAUCUGUUUUCUUCUCUCUCUCUCUCUCUCUCCCCCCCCCCCUCGUAGCCAUUGUACAUAGUACUGACAUGUUGGACAGUUAAACAGUCAUGUUUUUACUUGAUUUUAUCCAUUUUGUCCUCUGCUCCCACUCAUUUAGGUAUGGAUGUUGGAUUCAUCUUGUGUAUUUUCAUUCAUGCAUUUUUUCUGAUUUUCCAAUUCAUCAUUGUCACAAUAAUUAAAGGUUCCUUUUUGACAAAGAUCUAAUCUUGUUUUGGCAAUGAUAUAUAACAAUAGGCUUAGUACAAGUGAUAUAUCGGAUUUUAUGAUCCUAUACAAGCUCUAAGCCAUAUUUAUAAAAUUAAUCCUGUUAAAAGGAAAGAUGGAAAAUAUGAACAAAAUAAACUUAUUAAGGGAAAGAUGGAAGCUCGGAGUAGGCUAAUCCUACUAAGGGAAAGAUGGAAUUAUUAAUAGGCUUAACCUACGGAGGGAAAGACGGAAAAUGAAAAUUUUCCUGUAAUAAUUACAAAUAUAAUGUGAAUAGUAUAUAGAGAUAUUCUCUCAUAAACUAGUGCCAAUUUACAACACGACUUUUGUUUGCUUUUUUUGGCUUUUAAGGGUUUUGAUAAAAAUAAGAAUACCAUAAUUUAAGGGCGGGCUGCUGCUUUUUGCAGUUCCUUCCAUUUUUAGAAGGGUGUAUCUUUUCCCCUCGCAUUGUUUUAAUUCAAGUUAGUUUUAAGAAAAUAUCUAUAACUGGUGUGAAAGAUUUUAGAAAGUUUACAUAAUUUUUUCUAUUUUGACUCUGUAUUUUGUUUUUCUUUCUGUUCCUAGGAUAUAUUUCAUUUCUUGCUAAUAAUACGCUGCUGUGUCUGUGCAUACAUGUAUUAAGAAAUUUCCUCGUCU
This is a messenger RNA of Vigna radiata var. radiata (mung bean), 3015 nucleotides long. Its product is annotated as phospholipase A(1) LCAT3. Bases 16 to 1233 code for a protein of 405 amino acids. The record is from RefSeq and is a predicted model, not a curated record. Lineage: Eukaryota; Viridiplantae; Streptophyta; Magnoliopsida; Fabales; Fabaceae. The transcript has 10 exons. Gene Ontology annotation, biological process: lipid metabolic process.